CUGCUGGGCUUUUUCCUUCUAUAGGGAAAGCAAAGCAACGGAGCAGAGCUCUCUCUUGUCUUCUUAGCCCUGGACCAGGCAUGUGCAAAGAGGGAAGAGCAUAAAGGAAGAGGAGAAACAAUUGCAUUUGCAACAUCUCUCUCUCUCUCUCUCUCUCUCUCUGUGUCUCCUAAAAUCCCCUCCAUCUGGGGAAGCGUUUUGAUUUUUGCAAGGGAUAACUUUGUUGCAAGAGAAGCCAUCAAUCUGGAGAGCAAAGUGCCUGACCACGGGAAGCAUCUUUGCUUUCUCGCCCUGGAGGUUUCAGCUGGAGAGGCGGAAAGGGCGCUGCAGCGAGCCAGGAACGACCCGCCUGCAGCCAUGGAGAGCGGGAUGCAGCUCCUGAACCGGGAUGGCCACAGCAUCUCCCACAACUCGAAGCGGCACUACCACGACGCCUUCGUGUGCAUGAACCGCAUGCGGCAGCGGGGGCUGCUCUGCGACAUCGUCCUGCAUGUGGCGACCAAGGAGAUCAAGGCCCACAAAGUGGUGCUGGCUUCCUGCAGCCCCUAUUUCCAUGCCAUGUUCACAAAUGAGAUGAGCGAAAGCCGGCAGACCCAUGUCACACUCCACGAUAUUGAUCCACAGGCGCUGGAACAGCUGGUCCAGUAUGCAUACACUGCUGAGAUUGUGGUAGGAGAAGGGAAUGUGCAGACGUUGCUUCCGGCUGCCAGUCUCCUCCAGCUGAACGGUGUGCGGGAUGCUUGCUGCAAAUUCCUCUUGAGCCAGCUGGACCCCUCCAACUGCCUGGGCAUCCGGGGCUUUGCGGACACGCACUCCUGUAGUGAUCUGUUGAAGUCGGCCCACAAAUAUGUCCUUCAGCACUUUGUGGAUGUGUCCAAGACAGAAGAGUUCAUGCUUCUGCCUCUCAAGCAGGUGCUGGAUCUUAUUUCCAGUGACAGCCUCAAUGUACCCUCAGAAGAAGAAGUCUACCGAGCUGUUCUAAGCUGGGUGAAGCAUGAUGUAGACAGCAGAAGACAGCAUAUUCCCCGACUCAUGAAGUGUGUCCGCCUUCCUCUCCUGAGCCGAGACUUCCUGAUGAGCAACGUUGACACAGAGCUGCUUGUGCGGCACCAUUCGGAGUGCAAAGACCUUCUCAUUGAGGCCCUCAAGUACCACCUGAUGCCUGAGCAGAGAGGGGUUCUUAGUAACUGCCGAACCCGCCCCAGACGCUGUGAGGGGGCCAGCACCGUUCUGUUUGCUGUGGGUGGAGGCAGCCUGUUUGCCAUCCAUGGGGACUGUGAGGCCUAUGACACUCGGACAGACCGAUGGCACAUGGUGGCUUCCAUGUCUACUCGCCGAGCCAGGGUCGGCGUCGCUGCCAUUGGGAACAAAUUGUAUGCUGUGGGAGGCUAUGACGGAACAUCAGAUUUGGCCACGGUGGAGUCGUAUGACCCUGUCACCAACUCAUGGCAGACGGAGGUGUCUAUGGGAACCAGACGGAGCUGCCUAGGAGUGGCCGCCUUGCAUGGACUUCUCUACGCUGCUGGAGGGUAUGAUGGAGCUUCCUGUCUCAAUAGUGCUGAGAGAUACGAUCCUCUGACAGGCACCUGGGCCUCCAUUGCUGCUAUGAGCACCAGAAGGAGAUAUGUCCGGGUGGCAACGCUAGAUGGCAAUCUCUAUGCUGUUGGGGGAUACGACAGUUCUUCGCACUUGGCGACUGUGGAGAAGUAUGAGCCCCAGAUCAACACAUGGACUCCAAUUGCCAAUAUGCUCAGUCGCCGUAGCAGUGCUGGCGUAGCUGUUUUGGAAGGGAUGCUGUAUGUGGCUGGCGGCAAUGAUGGGACCAGUUGCCUUAAUUCGGUGGAGCGCUACAAUCCAAAAACCAACACUUGGGAAAGCGUGGCACCGAUGAAUAUCCGGAGGAGCACGCAUGACUUGGUGGCCAUGGACGGGUGGCUGUAUGCAGUGGGCGGCAACGACGGCAGCUCCAGCCUCAACUCCAUCGAGAAGUACAACCCGCGCACAAACAAGUGGGUGGCGGCAUCGUGCAUGUUCACGCGCCGCAGCAGCGUCGGCGUGGCCGUGUUGGAGCUCCUCAACUUCCCGCCGCCUUCCUCGCCCACCCUCUCGGUGUCCUCGACGAGUCUUUGACAAAGAGUCCGGUCGCACCUCGCCUCGAGGGAACUGCAGCAUCUGUCGGAGCGCCAAGCCAGCCUGGCCUGACCCCUGCGGCCGCCACUCUCUGUGACGAGAGAGAGCAGGAGAGCAAAGGCAUUGAUGCUGCGCUGAGACAUUUUUAGUACUGACUUUUUCAUAGGGGGCCCGUUUCUGGCUCAGGUGGUGCAGCCCCGAGAGCGGAUCUAGACCACACCUCCUUAAACAACAAGAGUCCUCUUGGUUUUCACCAUCCGUUCCAUCUUUUACUCAGCUGAUUCUGUCUGGUUCUCCCAGACCGGACUCAACCGUCUCCUGUUUCCAAGAUUGAUGCAACGAAGAGGUUAGGGCCACAGCAACAUCAAGGCUGGCAGGGGGUCCCUUGUGUCGGCUGCGCCAACAGCUGAAUGUAAGCUGUGAAUGUCACAAUUAGCCAAAACCUCUUACCAAGCCUAUACAGCGCACUGCUCAAGACAAAGAGGUGAUGCCUCUCCUGCGGGUGUCUAUCGAAAGGGAUGCCUUAAAAGAAAAUAGAAUAAGCAAACUAAAACUAAGACUAACAACAGGGCUGGGAAGAGGACAGAAGCAUCACGUUCUCUGUGGCCCAUCAUUAUUAUCGGUCUGGGUAUGUGCCAUCUCCUCAGACAUUUCCUUGCAUUCUUGGAAGGCAUGGGUUUGAUAACAUCCUCCGGUCCGCUGGCUCUGUUAAGCUUUUCUUCUCCUCUUCUCCCCCCAUCUUCCGUCCCACUUUGAGAACACACCAGUCUAAAGUAUAGACUGCACCUUCAAACGGCUGCUCUGGGAUCUUACUUGGAGAGCGACACCCUGUUUGCUAACAGGACGGACUACUCUUGCGUUCAUACCACUUUGUGUUCAUUACACUUUCGUUUUUAAUGCUUAUAUUUUAAAACUGUUUAAUUUGUUGUUGUUUUUAAUUUUCAAGCAACCUUGUUAUUAUUUAUUUGUUAUUUAUUUAUUUACGUUUUGCAUGGAGAGGGGUUUCAGAAAGCGAGGAAGAGCCUGAUGUGGCGCUUCGCUUGAACAACAGCAACCCUGAUGCAUAUGACCAGCUAAAAAGCAGGUGCAACCUAUGGGGAUUGAGUGUUGUGUGUAUGUGUAUAGGAAAGGGGUUAGCACUGUUAUUUUAAUAUAGUAAUCCCAGUUAUACAGCCCUUGCUUUCCAUUGAAAUUAUUAUGCAGUGGAACUGUUGCACAGGUUUCCCUCUCUCUGAAUAGUGCUGCACAAGCCCUAUUCAGCUCCUGCUGUUGCACUACGUCCAUUCAUUUCACAGUUGUGUUGUACAAGCCCUUUCAUUUCAAGCUGUCAGGGCGCAUUCAUUUCAGUGGCGUUGUGCAAUUCUCACAGUGCCCUGCUAAUUUCAGGAUGUUCUUGCACCAUACCCUUUCGUUUCAGAGCAUGCCGUUUCACAGUUAUUGUUCGGAUCUUGGUAAUUUCCAGUGCUGUGGCACAUGCCCAUUCAUUUCAGAGACAUGUGCAAUUUCCAUCCAGAUAUGCUCAGUUCAGAAUGUUGUUGCAGAAUCCCCAUUUCUGCAAAGGUAUGCUGUAUUCUCGCAUGCCUUUAAUUUUUGCUGCAGGGGUACAAAUCCAGCUUCCUUUUGGAUCGUCACUGGCAUAAUCUAAUUUGGAAAGAAGAAAAGGGCUGCACCUACAUCUGUGUGACUCAAGAAAGAGCAAGCCAGCAGAUGCCAUAUGUGAAUAAGAAGAACCAGCACUUGAAAAGCCACGGUCACCAUAUUGACCGACCCGUGGAACAUAAUGUACAUUUUGAGUUCAGUUUGCACAGUUAAUCCCAACAGUUUUAGUGUUGGAGAUCCACCUGCACCAUGGAAUCCUUUCUUUUGGGGGGAAGGAGGUUGCUUAAGGAAAGGUUGCACUGCAUUAGACAUUGUGUUUUGUUUGACAUUUGUUUAUCUAGCUAUGAUAGAGAACCUGGGGGAAGAGAGGGAUCGGGGUCAACAGACAACCCAUCUGAGGACAUCUGCAGUCUCUUCCUACCAAUCACACUCUUGUACCUCAGUAGCCUCCGGACACUAUUCUGCAAUUGUAGCUGAACUGAUUUAGCUUACAGUUAUUUUAUUUAUUUGUUUAUUUAUUCUGUUUGUUGUCCUUUUUAAAUAUUUCCACAUCCACAUCCUUCUCUUUAUUCAAAUACUCCUUCUGAUUCUUGGCCUUUCCCUUCUGUCCAUCCCUCUAUCCUUCCUCUCUCUCUCUCCUUCCUUCCUUCCUUCCUUCCUUCUUUCCUCUCUCUCUUUCUCUACUCCCUCCCUCCCUCCCUUCUUUCCUUUCUCUC
Sceloporus undulatus (fence lizard) is the source of this 4445-nucleotide messenger RNA. RefSeq names its product kelch like family member 17 (gene KLHL17). The record is from RefSeq and is a predicted model, not a curated record. The transcript has 12 exons. The coding region runs from base 358 to 2130 and encodes 590 amino acids. Lineage: Eukaryota; Metazoa; Chordata; Lepidosauria; Squamata; Phrynosomatidae. Gene Ontology annotation, molecular function: protein binding.